AUGAAAAAGACUAUAGUAACUGGGAUAACUGUCUUACUUCCGUUUCUCUUCGGCUAUUUGUGCUUCAUUGCCCAAGCAGUAAUUACAACUUCUCUAGGGCAUCGCUCUCGAGAAGCGAGCUACUUCCGAAAAAGUGAAGAAAUUUUGCAUAAAUUCGACAGCGAAAGGCGCUCAAAUCUUUUAUCAGGCUUACCGAAGCUGUCCACCAACACGUACCUCGAUCGUCGAAAUGCACUGGAUAAUACUAUUGAGUCUCCUAGUCGAGAAAACGCUACCAUUUUGAUGUUGGUCCGAAACUGGGAGCUCGAUGGUGCACUCAAAUCCAUGAGGUCCUUAGAAGAUCGAUUCAACGGUAAGUAUCAUUACGAUUGGACUUUUUUGAAUGAUGUUCCCUUUGAGAAUGCGUUCAUUGAAGCCACUACCGCCAUGGCGAGCGGCAGAACUGCAUACGGGCUGAUCCCACCCUCGGAUUGGAAUAGACCUGAUACUGUUGAUGAAGAAGAUUUUGAAAACUGUCUUCAAUUGAUGGAAGAGAAAGGAGUGAUAUAUGGGGGUUCUAGAUCCUAUAGAAAUAUGUGUCGUUUCAAUUCAGGAUACUUCUUCAGACAGAAGCUCUUGGAUAAUUACCAGUACUAUUUCCGCGUGGAACCAGAUGUGGAAUACUACUGCGAUUUUCCUUACGAUCCUUUCAAACUACUGCGGGAGCAACGCAAAAAAUACGGGUUCGUAAUAUCGAUGUAUGAGUACGAAGACACCAUACCAACUUUAUGGGAUGCCGUUGAGGACUUUAUGGCUGACAAUUCGGAUGUGGUAGACAUGACGGACAACCUAUACCAAUUCAUUACUGACGACAGCGUGAUUGGCAAGGAUGCGCCGAUAAUUCAAUCUAACUCAGCAUACAACCUAUGUCAUUUCUGGUCUAACUUUGAAGUUGGCGACCUUUCAUUUUUUAGAAGUGACGAAUAUCUCAAAUAUUUUGAGGCCCUGGAUGCAAGAGGAGGUUUUUAUUACGAGCGGUGGGGAGAUGCACCAGUUCAUUCCAUCGCGGUCGCUCUUCUAUUAAAGCCAAGCGAGGUGAUCCACUUUGAUCAAAUAGGGUACUACCACGUACCUUUUGGUACUUGCCCUGCGGCUCAUGAUAUGCGGUUGCACCUGCGGUGUCUAUGUGACCCAACCAUGGAGGAGAAUAUCGACAUCCAACCGCAUAGCUGUUUGGUGCGUUGGUGGAAGUGUGGAAGCGGCAAGUUUUUCAUGCAAAAUGCAUGA
This is a messenger RNA of Lachancea dasiensis, 1266 nucleotides long. The record is from the annotation of a GenBank genome assembly. NCBI's taxonomy places the organism in Eukaryota, Fungi, Ascomycota, Saccharomycetes, Saccharomycetales, Saccharomycetaceae.